AUGUUUUAUUUUAGCGGAUUUUUUGCUUAUUUAUUAUGUUGGCUUUUCCUUCAGGAAUUGCAAGAUUUGGGUAGAGAUCCACCUGCACAGUGCAGCGCAGGACCAGUCGGCGAUGAUUUAUUUCAUUGGCAGGCUACUAUUAUGGGGCCACCCGAGUCACCAUAUCAAGGCGGAGUGUUCUUUCUCACAAUUCACUUCCCCACAGAUUAUCCAUUUAAACCACCGAAAGUAGCGUUUACCACUCGUAUUUAUCAUCCGAAUAUCAAUAGUAAUGGAAGUAUUUGUUUGGAUAUACUUCGUUCGCAAUGGUCACCAGCUCUGACUAUAUCGAAAGUGUUGCUUUCAAUUUGUUCGCUGUUAUGUGAUCCAAAUCCAGAUGAUCCUCUGGUGCCUGAGAUUGCGCGUAUCUAUAAAGGUGAUCGAGAACGGUACAAUCAGUUGGCUCGUGAAUGGACACAGAAGUAUGCAAUGUGA
Messenger RNA from Dracunculus medinensis (Guinea worm), 474 nucleotides. NCBI's taxonomy places the organism in Eukaryota, Metazoa, Nematoda, Chromadorea, Rhabditida, Dracunculidae. The record is from the annotation of a GenBank genome assembly.